UUCAAUGGAAUACCUUAUUAUAGUUAUCACAAGUUUUUACUUAACUGGUUACAUGAUUGGUAUGGUUGGCGGCACCAACGAAUUUAGAUAUACAACACAUAAAAACAUUUCUGUAGGAAGAGCAAUAAAUACUAGCAUGUGUGGCGUAUAUGCCCUUGCAGCAGACAAACAAAAAUUCCAUAUCCAUUCAGAUGGGUAUCAUAUUGACCCUCCGUGCUCCAUUUAUUUCGCCGGUGUGAAUAGAAUCGAUAGCAGCUACAGAUUUUCUGGCAUGUGCUUCAAAAUGUCAGAUAUUGCAUUACCAUGUGGCAAAAACGAUACAUUUAUUAUAAGAGGAUGGUCGUUGGAUAUCCGCUACAACAACCAGUCAGUAUCGCUGUAUACAAAUCAUAGCAUGUUGAUCACAGAAAAAAACAUAAGAUGUGAAAGUAGACAAGACUUAACAAUGAACUAUGAACUGUGUUGGGAGAAAGUAUCGAUGUUAGAAAUCUUAUUUUACAGUCCAUACAAGCCUUCUUCAGUGCUACCAACACUUACUAUACAUACGCGUGCAAUAAUGGUGACUAAGUAUCCGGCAUUAAGUUUACAUGCUAUGGACACAAUGAGUAUACAGAUGAGUCAAUGCAACUGUAAUAAUCCGACCUGUAGGACAUGCAUACCAACUUCACACGAUAUGUAUAUCGAAUUCCUUGAUAGAGUAAUUACGAUAGGCAGAAAUAAUGAUAAUAAUAAUGAUGCUGUAAAGCAAGAUAUCGAGGAAAAAAGCAGUUCUGCUAGUGUUGAUCUGAAUAUUUUGCUACCUUCUCUGCUUGGUGCUAUUGCAACUGUUGCAACAGCAAUUGUUGGAGCUUGGAAAUGUAAUGAAAUUAGAAAAGAAAAAAAGGCAGAGGGUAGUUCCGCAAAUGAAGGUGAAAAUGCACCUGGUGUUGCCGCAAAUGGCGCUGAAGACAAUCAGAAAGUAACGAAAACGAAACAACGACAAUUGAGAAUUCUUCGCUUUUGGAGAAAAAAAGAAAGUGUGCCAUUGCUUACAUUAGAGAAUGGACAAACUCAACAGUGAUUAGUUUCAUAAGCGCUCGUCUUCUGUAAACAAUAUCUAGAAACACAUGACGUGGGCAUUACAAAAAGUAUCAUUGUUAUAUAGUGAUAGACAUAGCAUGAAAGACAUAUUGCAAAGGAUUGAUAACCAAUUUCCUGGUUUCAAUAUUGACUGCCUAGUCGGUAAUGGAAUAUUAGUGUCCCAGAUAAUUACAGAAAUGUUAUAUUUGCCGUCGUCAUAGUCAUAGUGGAACAAUUGUAAACAAUCAACUUUUUUCCUGAAUUUCUCGCGAGGUUAAGUUAUUCAAUAUGUUUUUGUUAUUCCAGGUAAAUGUCAAAACUUUCUUUUAUAUUCCGACAAGUGUUUGUAUAAAUUAAUUACUUAUUGAACUAAUUUGAUUAAUCUGAUGUUUUAUUUCUGAAAUCGCUUUAAACUUUUUCGUAUUAUUGUUUUUAUA
Molecule: messenger RNA, 1496 nt
Organism: Mytilus trossulus (common blue mussel)
Lineage: Eukaryota; Metazoa; Mollusca; Bivalvia; Mytilida; Mytilidae
Exons: 9
Coding region: 5-1060 (351 amino acids)
Source: RefSeq, a predicted model, not a curated record